GGUUCAUACUGCAGUACUGUCAUACGGUAGGUACCUUACCUACGGCACAGUGGUCCAAACCCAGGCGUCAUUAUCUGUGGCCCGCGUCGCCUUUGCUGAAGGGUAGACUAAUCGAAAAAUCGCAUUCAGUGUUGUUUCGAGGGAAAUUUUGCUUUGAGAACCUCUUGUUCGAGAACACUUACAUUUGCGGGAGCACUUUCUCUGUUACUGCUUUAUGAAGAGUUUGAAAUCUUAAAUUAAAAGUAGAUAUAGCUAAACUUUUGCAUGUUUCAGUGAUUUUUCUGGCGUAUUUUGUAUGAUUUAGCUUGAUAAAUGAAAAACAAGGAUCAAUCGUUUGCACAAUAAAAGCAUUUGUUGUUUACAUAUUUUUAACGCUAUUGUGUACCGCGAACAAUGCAAAAAUAUUUUUGUGGUCCGGGAAGGCGACAACCUUGGACCACCCUGACCUACUGUAUGACUGCGCCGUCAUGAUAUUACAUUAUUCAGGUAAUAACGUACCGGUAGGUGCGGUACCUACUGUACAGUACGGUACCUAUCUUUUAAAGUUUGCUGUAGAAAUAGGAUAAUAUUGUAAUACUUUCACUGUAUCACGCAAAUUGGCAAUAUCCUGCUAUCAUUCAAAUGUUCUCAGCAUUGUAGUUCAGAUUUCAGGAGUUUUUUACUGAAUUAAGUAAUGACUUCAAUAAAAUCACUUGGCAGUAGAAAAGGAAUACAUCUUGACCAAGCAGAAUUGCUUUGUAGAAAUGGAUGUGGAUUCUAUGGAAAUUAUGCAUGGAAGGGAUAUUGUUCCAAGUGUUGGAGGGAACAUUAUCAAUCACAAAAACAGUUACAAAUUGAUCAAGAUCAUGAAUUAGCAAAAAAACUUCAAGAGCAGGAAAAUAAAGCUGUGACUUCCCCCAUUGCUAACAGUCCUGCUCAGAUAUCACACACACCUACCACCCCACCAACUUCUACUGCACAGAGUGAAAGCACUUUUGCUAGCAGCACCUUCUCCAAAUUUGAGGAUAAGAAAAAUCGUACAAGACAGAGCUUGAAAAAACUUUUCACCCCGAGUCCGAAUCAUGAAGAUAACAGUCCAACAAAUGCAGUGUCUCCUAGAAAUAAUUCGGCACAAAAACAAUCCCUGUCUCGUGCCGCAACAUUUCUAACACCAAUCUCACGGAAAUCACCUGAUAGCAGUCGAAAAGUUUUGCGGAGGCAAGAUAGAACAAGUAUGGGAUGGCUGUCUUCUGCAACUCAUGAAAGACAACAGAGCUAUGAAAGUAAGCAAGCAUCACACGAUUUUAUGGAAUUUAUAAAAGCAUUCAAUGAACCAGCUGCCAAAGAUGUCAUGAAACAAUGUAGAUCAUUCAUGGAAAAACUCGUAGUAAACAGAGAAAUGUCGGUUGAAGAGCAGUCAGAACUUGUACAGGAUUUUUAUCAGUCGAUGGCAGAUAGGCUUACGACUCAUCCUGUGUUUAGUAGUUAUUCAUCGGAAAAAGACCAGGAGGGAAUUAUGGAUAAUGUGGAAAAAUUUUUAAUGACAAGAUUGUACAGAAGUAUAUUUUGUAGCGAUCACACAGACGAUGAAAGUCAAGAUUUGGCAGUACAGAAAAAGAUUCGAAGUUUGCAUUGGAUUACAACAGAAAUGUUAGAUGCUCAACUGAAUGAGGAAAGGGUAGAUGCUGCUGCUGCUAUUGAUAAAGCUAUAACUGCUAUCAUUGAAAUGGAUUCAAAAAGAGCACCUCAAGACAAACUGUCGUGCAUAACAAGAUGUAGUAAACAUAUAUUCGAAUCUCUACAAUUAUCGAAGGAUGAUGGAAAUCCUGCAAGUGCUGAUGAAUACUUACCAGCAUUGAUAUAUAUUGUAUUGAAAGCAAAUCCACCUUUAUUGAAAUCCAAUAUCAGUUAUAUAACAAGAUUCUCUAAUCCAAGCAGAUUGAUGGCAGGAGAAGACGCAUACUUUUUUACAAACCUUUGUUGUGCCGUUCAAUUUAUUGACAGUGGUUUGAAUGCUACUAGUUUGCAACUAUCUGAAGAAGAAUUUGAGGAUUACAUGAGGGGGAAGUUACCUCCCAAAAAAGUAGCGGAGAAGCAAACUGUAGCAUCUACGGAGAAUAUGUGCUAUGGUCUACAAUUGAUGUACCAGAAUUUAAAUACUCUUGCUGUUCUUCAACAAAGGGUUGACAACGUAUUUGCGGAUGCAUCAGAACUACAGAAAGAUAUGGAUGUUCAUUCAGCUUUUAUUAAAGACUCUGUCAAACAGGAACUUGAUAAAAAUCGGCCAACAGCAGAAGUUGAAAGCGAAUCAGCUUCAACAGAAAUGCCGGAUGAAUUACUGGGAUUGAUUCAGGUGAAACCUUCUGUCUCUGCCAGGCUCUCAGCACUGGAUAUGGACCUGCCUACUGAUAGCAACUUACCUCCGCCUUUGCAACCUACAACCUUCUGAGACCUAUUGGACAUGUAUUUGUGUGUUAUUUCUUCCUGCACUUCAACAGUGUUACAACCUAGAUGGGAGUGAGGGUGCUGGUAUAGCGUUUUGCACAUGUUGGCGCAAACAUGAAAUAUCGAGAAUACACAUUCUUUGGUACCCAACAACAAAGACCACUUUGUUGAGUUGGUGGAAUCAGUUUCAGAAUAUUUCGAUUUAUAUGAUUAAUUUGUGUAUGAUCAAUUUGCUUUUUUUGGCGAGUCUUCUCCUGAAAUAUUUUAGAUUGUUCAUGCUGAUUAUAGUUAUUAUUGUAUUACGCCAGUUCAUGCUUGACUCUACCCUUGAUGUUUAUUGGCAUUCUAAUAUUGUAUAUCAAUUCAGAAUGCCAAAUUCAAAAUCUGAAUAUCAAUUCUAAUACAGUCCUGCUUUAUUUUAUUCUCUUUAUAUAUCUUCAAAUUGUAUUUUUUCUAUGCAGUCAACCUAUUGUUUCAAGUGUACAUAAUAUUAUAGAUAGACUGUAUGUACCGUGUUUUCCCGAAAAUAAGACCUACCCUGAAAAUAAGACCUAGUCAAUAGCACAAAUUUUUUUUGGAUAUAGUCGAUGGCAGGAAAUCUCCACUACACGUUUUCAAUGAUUAAUCUAAUGUUUUGCAGUUAUUUUUAAUAAAAACAUGGUAUUUAUAUGUAAAUGGAUAUCGGUUUUCUUAAUUUGUAUAUUUGAAAAUCUCGUAAUUGUCUACUUUGUAAUUUUGAUUUUGAUAAAUGAGAAUAAAAGACAUCCCCUGAAAUUAAGCCCUACUGGUAUUUUUUGGAAGAAAAUUGCAAUAAGACCCAGUCUUAUUUUCGGGGAAACACUGUACAUGUAUAUCAUUUCUGUUGGUAAUCUAGUACAAUUCUUUAAAAUAUACUGCUUAAUAUCUAAGAUAUA
This is a messenger RNA of Styela clava, 3338 nucleotides long. Its product is annotated as rab5 GDP/GTP exchange factor-like. Gene Ontology annotation, molecular function: zinc ion binding; guanyl-nucleotide exchange factor activity; small GTPase binding. The record is from RefSeq and is a predicted model, not a curated record. Gene Ontology annotation, cellular component: cytosol; endocytic vesicle. Lineage: Eukaryota; Metazoa; Chordata; Ascidiacea; Stolidobranchia; Styelidae. Gene Ontology annotation, biological process: vesicle-mediated transport.